GGCGUUUCAUUUUGUGGUUGGUGAGUUUGUUUAUCGAUCACACUUUACAAUCUGACUAUUCCCACUUAUCUUAUUAGAUGGUCCACCAAACAACUAUUGAUGCACCAAAUACUUCUCACGGACUUCUACCCUUAGAGAAAACAACUUUUAUUAACUCUGUUAAACUCCUUAAAGCGAUCUUUUAGACCUCUAACUCAUUUAAUUUAUCCAUCCCCUAAAUAUAACUGCCAAAUAUUGCGGAGAUUCAAAAUGUCAGUGUUCCGUGAUCUUCAUUGAUCAAAUCGUUUCUACACCGAGACGUAAAAUAGUAUGUUCAGACAAGAUAGCUCAAAGCCAAUAAAUAUGGUAGAGAGGAUCAACAGGAAAAUAUAUAUAUUGUUUUACGCAGAGGUGCAAAAAAUUGAGAAUUUUGAACUGAGAGGCUAGAAAAGGAAAUGCGUAUCAUUGCAGGAUGUUGACUGACUGACAAUUGACCAAAUGCCCUAAACGAGAUCGUGUACAGUAAGAAAACCUAGGUCAGCAUUAACACUGAAUCCUCGCCAAACCAGUUGUUUUAAGAAAUUACUUUCUUAUAUGUUCUCAUUCAACAACCCUUUUCAGUAUGAAUGGGAAUUAUGGUUUAUGAAGGCAAAAUCGAAAUUCCAAAUGAUAAUGAAGAUGUGAGAAUGGAAUCAGAAGAAGAAAUAGAACCUACACUGAGACAAAGACGUAAAUGGAUAUCUCAACUAUAUCAUGGUGAUUUACCAUGGAUUCAUGGAUUGAAUCGAGCUGCUGUGAAUCAAAGAUUAUAUAAUACAAUUAGAAGAGAACGUCGAUUCUUUUGUAAUCCAAUGGGAUGCGUUUAACUUAUUCUGAUGAACAACAUUUUAUAAACAAUACAAUCAUAUAAUAAUGUAAUCAUAUAAUCAUGUCUGUAUACUUAAAUAGCACAUAAAUAAAUGUCUUUCUUGUCAAUAAUUACUAAAAGUGAAAAAUAAAAUUAAUUAUACAGAAAUAAA
Messenger RNA from Schistosoma rodhaini, 998 nucleotides. NCBI's taxonomy places the organism in Eukaryota, Metazoa, Platyhelminthes, Trematoda, Strigeidida, Schistosomatidae. The record is from the annotation of a GenBank genome assembly.